CCCACUAUAAAGCAGUAGUUAUUUUCCUGACAUGUGAAAUGAGCAAGGUCAACGGAAACAUCUCCUUAUCAAAUGUUUAAACUAAAACCAGAAGCAAACCAUAACCAAACCAAACCAAACCAAACCAAACCAGAUCGAUCAUAGAGCAGAGAAUUCAGGAAAUGUUCCAAUGGGCAACUGCAUUUGCAUGUCUUCUUCCGUUACCCAUUUCACCCAAAUGGCCAAAGUGAUAAGCCCAGAUGGGAAAGUGAAGGAAUUCAUCGAGCCCAUCAGAGCAGAGGAGAUUCUGGUGCAAUAUCCAGGCCAUUUUAUCUGCCAUUCAGAUUGUGUGGACGUUGGGAAAUUCAUGGCCCCUCUUGAUGCAGAGGCCGAAUUGGAAUUGGGUGAAGUGUAUUUUGUUCUUCCUCUGAGGAAAUUGCAGUUUGCUGUUUCCAUGUCAGACAUGGCUGCCAUGCUUUUUGCAGCCAAUUCUGCCAUGAAGAGCAAACAUGGUGUGCUCUUCAAAGUCCUGCCUGAGGACACAGGGGCAGAAAAAGUUGCAGAGGAGAGGAAAAGUUGCAGAGGAGCAGAAAAAGUUGAAGAGGAAAAGUUGGGUGAUUCGGGAGGAUCUGAGGGAUUUGGGUUGUCAGGGAAUGCAUCAAAGACCAAGCUUGAAACAAUCAGAGAGGGAGUUGCUUUGUGAUGAAUGAAAUAUGUAUCGAUUCCAAAUUGCAGAGUUCUGGAGUGAAGAAGGUUUUAAUGGUGGUGGGGAUGUUUGUCAAGGCCAUAUUUUGAGCAGGAUUUCAUCACAAGCUUGAUUCAGUCCGGUUGGUGUGGAUAUGGAUGAUCUAUCACAGGUGCUGUGCCAGCUAUUUUAUCAAGUCAACGUGAACCUUGUGGUAAUGGCGUGACUGGUUUUUAGGUCCUUGUUCUUGGAGGAUCAAUUUCAUGGUGAUGACAACUGAGUUUUUAACUUUAAUUUGCCAAUUCCUGUGAGUAAAUCUUUAUUGCAAAUUUCUGAUAUUGGA
Messenger RNA from Cryptomeria japonica (Japanese cedar), 1007 nucleotides. RefSeq lists its product as uncharacterized. The record is from RefSeq and is a predicted model, not a curated record. The transcript has a single exon. Bases 170 to 682 code for a protein of 170 amino acids. NCBI's taxonomy places the organism in Eukaryota, Viridiplantae, Streptophyta, Pinopsida, Cupressales, Cupressaceae.